Messenger RNA from Miscanthus lutarioriparius, 2760 nucleotides. The record is from the annotation of a GenBank genome assembly. Lineage: Eukaryota; Viridiplantae; Streptophyta; Magnoliopsida; Poales; Poaceae.
AUGAGCCGCCUCUAUGUAACUCUCAUUGUGAUCAUCUUUGGAUUACUGCAGAUGACAGGGCCAGGAGCAUCUCUGAAUCUCCACUCUAGUUCAAACUCCACGCACCCAAACUGCACGGAGAGAUGUGGCAACGUGAGCAUCCAAUAUCCUUUCGGCAUCGAAUCUGGCUGCUUCCGGCAGUCCGAUUUCAGCCUCACCUGCAACGGCAGCGGCAGCAACCAGCCGCCCAAGAUCUUUCUGCAUGACGGCACCACCGAGGUCUUGGCUGAUUCCGGUAACACGGUGGGUCUGUCAUCGUUUAUUGAUGUAGCCAUUUCCCACACCAUCUUUAUGGCACCUGGUAUUCCUAGUUACAGCUUCUCGUGGAAUCUCAGUUCUUUCACUAUGCUUGAUGGCUCAUUCAACGUCACGGGGUGUGACUUCGAUAUAUAUCUUCAAGAACAGUACACGAAUGGACCGAAUGGUUCCAUAUCGAGGUGUCCAAAUAGCUGCCCCCAAAAUAUCACCGAGACGGUGGCUAGACAGAACUGCAACGGAACUGGCUGCUGCAGUAUUUAUGUCGUUGGAACUGAUGUUCGUGAUUUCACGCUCAAAUUUGUGCGCCACAAUGGCACUAGAGCUGAUCGCGAUGCUCUUUCCAAUCGAAGCUCCCUGUGGGAUAGAAUUAAUAUUACCACCAACUGGGCCGAAAUCUACUGGGAUAUAGUUGAUCAACCGACAUGCGCCAGAGCCAAGGAAAAAAAUAUAAACUAUGCAUGUGUCAGCAACCAUAGCGAAUGCUCUGACGAAGAAUGGUCUAAUCUUGGUUACAAAUGUAAUUGCAACAGUGGUUAUGUAGGCAAUCCCUAUGUACUUGAUGGCUGCAAGCGUGACGAAGGAUAUAGUCCAAGGCAACUAAAGGAAAAUUGCUCCCAAUGGUGUGGGAAUAUCAGUGUUCCAUAUCCCUUUGGUUUAGAGGAAGGUUGCUCUGCAAGGAAGCUAUUUGAACUCAACUGCACAAAUAUGACAUCGUCCAUGCUCCAGUUCGAUGAUGGCCAUGUUGUGGUCUAUAUAAAUAUUUCAGAGAGUCUCGUGGGCAUCAGGGUUACCUCAUAUUUUGAAGAUGAGAUUGGGAUAGAUGUAUCAGGAGAACCCAAUCUUUUUGAUGGUUUCGGGGAAUCAGUGGUCUCGGUGCAUUGGGCAGCUGCCAAUCUUACAUGUGAGGAGGCCCUAAAAAACAAGUCGCAAUACGCAUGUGUCAGUUUGAACAGCGAAUGUUUAGGAGUUAACUCAAAGAAUGAUUAUGUUGGAUAUCGAUGCAAAUGCUUAGAUGGUUUCCAAGGAAAUCCAUAUACCACCAGUACUGGUUGUGAAGAUAUCGAUGAGUGUCAAAUACCAGGCAUUUGCAAAGAGAACGAGGUAUGCCACAAUGUUGCGGGGAGCUAUGAUUGCACCAAAUGCCCUGGUAAAACAGAGUACGAUGCAACAACUAAGCAGUGCACAGCAACAAAACGACAGAAUCUUCUUUUGGGUGUGAUCAUUGGGCUUUGUGUUGGCUUUGGCAUUCUACUAUCUUGCUUGGGAGGGAUGCUUCUCAUCCGUAGAUGGAAAAGGGACAUUCAAAGAAAACUACGGAGAAAAUACUUCACAAAAAACCAAGGACUUCUCCUAGAACAACUAAUAUCAUCUGAUGAGAAUGCUAGCAACAAGACAAAGAUUUUUUCUCUAGAAGAGCUCAAAAAGGCUACAAAUGACUUUGAUACAUCACGUAUACUUGGACGUGGAGGCCAUGGAAUGGUUUACAAAGGUAUCUUGUCAGAUCAGCGUGUAGUAGCAAUAAAAAUUUCAAAGAUCAUGGAGCAAGAUGAAAUCGAUAAUUUUAUCAAUGAGGUCGCCAUUCUUUCUCAGAUAAAUCACCGCAACAUAGUACGGCUCUUCGGAUGUUGCCUUGAAACUGAGGUCCCGCUUCUUGUGUAUGAUUUUGUAUCUAAUGGUUCUUUGUUCGAAAUUCUCCAUGCUGAUGCAAGCAACGAUUUCCAAUUGUCCUGGGAUGAUUGCUUAAGGAUUGCAUCAGAGGCUGCAGGAGCACUUUAUUAUCUCCAUUCUUCAGCUUCAGUAUCAAUCUUCCACCGUGAUGUGAAGUCUUCGAAUAUACUUUUGGAUGGAAACUACACUGCAAAAGUUUCAGAUUUUGGUGCGUCAAGAUUGGUUCCUAUUGAUCAAACCCAUGUUGUUACAAAUAUUCAGGGCACUUUUGGGUACUUAGAUCCUGAGUACUACCACACUGGGCAAUUAAAUGAGAAAAGUGAUGUGUAUAGCUUUGGAGUGGUACUUGUGGAGCUGCUCCUUCGAAAGAAACCAGUUUUUACAAAUGAGACCGGGACAAAGCAAAAUUUGUCCAACUACUUCCUUUGGGAAAAAAAGAUGAAACCAAUUACAGAGAUUGUGGCUACUCAAGUUCUUGAGGAAGCAACAGAGGAAGAAAUUAACAUAGUUGCCUCCCUUGCUGAGAAGUGCUUGAGACUCCGCCAUGAAGAAAGACCUACAAUGAAGCUAGUAGAAAUGACUCUACAAUUUUUGCGAGCAGAACGGUUGAACUCAAGAAGUGCUGUUCCUGCGAGCAAACAAGAGUUGGAAGAACUUUUAUGUCCAAGCAAUUCCUAUUCCGACUCAUUGGCUUCUGACUCCUUGAUGGACAAUAAAGCCACUACAUCAUCCCAACAAUCAAAGGGAUAUUAUAGCUUGGAGCAGGAGUUUGCUUCUUCUACUCUGCCGCGUUAG